AUGAUUCAAACUCUUCUCGUGCUGCUUCUCGUAGCAUUUCUUCUUCUCACGGUGCUGGCCUUCCUUUACGUGUUUCCCAUUCUCCGAGUCAUGAAAGAGAGACCUCUCAAAAUUUAUGAAACCAUUCAUUCCUUGCCAUUCAUUGGCCACACAUUUCUCGCCGAUUAUUACAUGAGUCGAUUGAUCGGAUUUAUCGCUCCCUAUGCCGACAAUAUUCGUCCCAUUAUUGAACGAAUGGAUGAAAAGGAAACGAUUGUUCGAAUCACUGAGAAGGCUUCCAUGAAGAAUCCUUUCAAUUCCAUACACGCUGCUGCUUUGGUCAAUUUGGGAGAUUUGGCAUGUGGUUUACAAGUUACGAAUCAAAUUGCUCCUCGAAAGUUGAGAGCCAUUCCUGUUGAAAUAUGUGCUGAAUAUUACAAAAAAUCACGUGGAGUAAUUCGAGCCAUAUGUAGGGAUGUGGUUCCAUUGGAAUUGAGUCAAAUGGAGCUAUACAGAGAAAGACCUUCGUUUCGAGUUGUGGCUGAGUGUCGUGACGAGAGUAAUGAAGUGGUUGCCUUGAUCAAGAUGAUUUGGAGUGUGGCCAAAAAUCAAACAUCCUCAGAUCAGAAAAGGAAAGAAGAAUAA
Naegleria fowleri is the source of this 624-nucleotide messenger RNA. RefSeq lists its product as uncharacterized. NCBI's taxonomy places the organism in Eukaryota, Heterolobosea, Eutetramitea, Acrasida, Naegleriidae. The transcript has a single exon. Bases 1 to 624 code for a protein of 207 amino acids. The record is from RefSeq and is a predicted model, not a curated record.